AUGACUAUCAGUGCCCUGGUAGUGUCAGUGUUUCUCAAAGGAAAAGGUGUUCAACAACAAGUACGAGAAUUUUUAGGAACAUCCAAACAAAGAGCUGCUAAAUUUAUGAGUGAAUUUAAGAGAAAGACAUUCCACUUGAUUGGUUUGUUGGUUCCUGGUAUUUAUUAUUUUGGAUUGAAGUUUGAAUUCUUGUCUCAAUUCUAUGCUUGUUCUAUUGUUGCUGGAUUUGCUGGUCUUUCACUUGCAGUUGAUAUUUUGAGAUUAAAUUCUGACAAAUUCAACAAGUUUUUCCAAGAUUCACCAGCUGGUAGAAUUAUGAGAAAGAAGGAAAUUAAUGAUAUCAACGGUUCUACUUAUUAUUUGAUUGGUUCACUCUUGACAAUGAUUCUUUUCCAACCAACAAUUGCUAUUGCUUCUCUUUUAUUCUUGGAUUUGGGUGACUUGUCUGCUGCAUUGGUUGGUAUUUCAUUUGGUAGAGUUAGAGUUUACAAGAGCAAAUCAUUGGAAGGAUGCAUUGCAAACUUUUUAGUUUGUCUCCUUGUUGGAUUUUCAAUCUUUUAUCAUGUUCAUCUCUAUGAAUAUAUUUCACUUGUUGGUGCAAUUACUGCCACACUUACUGAACUUUUCCUCGAUCAGAUUAAUGAUAACUUGUCAAUUCCAAUUAUGAGUGGUAUUGCUCUCACUUUGGCACAAUGGAGAUUGGGUGUUGACAUUCCAUUCAUUUAAAUGUGUAAAUUUG
Naegleria gruberi is the source of this 739-nucleotide messenger RNA. Its product is annotated as phosphatidate cytidylyltransferase domain-containing protein. Gene Ontology annotation, molecular function: ATP-dependent diacylglycerol kinase activity. NCBI's taxonomy places the organism in Eukaryota, Heterolobosea, Eutetramitea, Acrasida, Naegleriidae. Bases 1 to 726 code for a protein of 241 amino acids. The record is from RefSeq and is a predicted model, not a curated record. The transcript is spliced from 2 exons.